AUGUCGCAGCCCUUUGACCCAGAGAAGGCGGAGAACUUCGAGGAUAUGGAGAAGCAGUUCGCAGUGAAGGCCGUCGAACACUUGAUGACAUACUGGGCGAUUCUAGAGAAGGUGCCAGGAUCCAAGCUUCGUCUCACCAAGAUGGACGACCAAAUCUAUGAACACUUCAUGAAGGAGUUCCCCGACUUUGACCCCGCCGCGACCAUCAACGAGGAUAGCAUGAAGAGCAAGGCCGGCAAGGAAAAAUGGAGAAACUGGAUGAACCAGUACGAGAAGACUGUUGCCGACUUCAACUUCGGAACUAUCAUCAGAUCCAACCCCAAGUUUGAGUACGACCAGGAUACUACGAUUUUCGGAAUGCGCAUGCAGUUCUACGCCAUCGAGAUCGCAAGGAACCGUGCUGGUCUCAAUGACUGGGUCUACGAGAAGGCGCAGAAAGCAAGCUCGUAA
Aspergillus wentii DTO 134E9 is the source of this 450-nucleotide messenger RNA. RefSeq names its product polysaccharide biosynthesis domain-containing protein. Bases 1 to 450 code for a protein of 149 amino acids. The record is from RefSeq and is a predicted model, not a curated record. Gene Ontology annotation, cellular component: cytoplasm. The transcript is spliced from 5 exons. Lineage: Eukaryota; Fungi; Ascomycota; Eurotiomycetes; Eurotiales; Aspergillaceae.